CUUUGUGAAUCUUUAAUUGAAAAUGGUGCUCUUAAAAAUACCGAUGAUUACCUUCACUAUUUGACAUUGGCGGCAAAUCAUAAUUUCGAUGCAUUCUAUGCUCUGGGUGAAACUCUUUGGUAUGGUAAGUAUGGCAUCAAUAAAGAUAAAAAGAAAGCACAACGAUAUUUGAGAUUGGCUGCCAUGGAAAAAUGUCCCAAUGCUUUUGAUCUUCUUAAUAAAUUAGGCAUAACAAUUUAUGAA
Molecule: messenger RNA, 243 nt
Organism: Racocetra fulgida
Lineage: Eukaryota; Fungi; Glomeromycota; Glomeromycetes; Diversisporales; Gigasporaceae
Source: the annotation of a GenBank genome assembly